This is a messenger RNA of Anopheles cruzii, 1456 nucleotides long. RefSeq lists its product as uncharacterized. The transcript has 6 exons. The record is from RefSeq and is a predicted model, not a curated record. Lineage: Eukaryota; Metazoa; Arthropoda; Insecta; Diptera; Culicidae. Gene Ontology annotation, biological process: mitotic spindle assembly checkpoint signaling. Gene Ontology annotation, cellular component: cytoplasm; nucleoplasm; kinetochore.
GUGCGAUCCGUGGGAGAGUUGAUCAAUGUCUUCGAACCGCUUCGCAUCAACAGCAGGUCCAGUACACCGGCGAAGUAUGUCGUCCAAAAACGCAAAAAAACGAAGGGCGACGACGACAAACGACAGCCCGCGACGUGGACCACCGCCGGCGGCGUACUAUAAGUACCAUAGUGACAGCGACUGCGAGGCAGAGCUCGACACACAACAGAUGAUAGCUGAUCGCGAGGUGUGCAACAGCGUUGAUGAGGAUCAGCGUCAACGGGCGGCACUCCUCUUACGCCAACUGAUGCUGAUCGCGGAGCGAAGCCCGGACCAAAGCCCAUCAGCAAUGCUCAAGCAAAUGCUGUGCUUGGUGGGGCCAGUUGCUCCUGGCAUGCCGAGGGACCCGCGAUCCGUGUUCGAGGGGCCGUGGGACAUCACGCCCAUACAAGAUGUCCCUGGCCUUUCUGAGCCUGGGUCCUUCUGGCAGCGUGAUGUGAAAGACGCAAUACGUGCACAGACCUCAGCGACAGGUCCUAUAGAGUUGGAUAUCUUCGUCGGUAGGGCACCGUUUAAGAUGCUAGGCAAUCCCAAAUUGACGUCAUGGGUUGUACUAGGACGGUUGCGCGAAGCCAAAAAACCACCGGGCGAACCUUUCGUCCUGAGUGUGUUUUCUGGCAGCGGUAAACCAAGCGCGCAGGUGCUACUCGGUCCACUCUGCGAACAGUUGCGCGAAUUGCCAACUGUUAAAGUUAGAGUGCUGCUUGCAGACGCUGAGGCACGCGUGCUCACGAAAGAGACGGUCACUCAAAAAGGGUACUAUGGGUGCCAUAAGUGCAUCAUCGAGGGCGAAAAAAUCGACGACAAUGUGUCCUUCCACAGCGACACACCCUUCCCCGCACGAACGCACGCUAAAUUCGUGGGCCAUCGCGUCGCUGUUUGGCAUCAACCGAUGGCUCACUUCGUCAGCGUGCCCGGUAUCCGAUCUAUAUGUCAAAUCACGGACAAAGUGCUGCAAAAAGCUGAAGAAUGGACUUCCAAGACAAUGGUGAAAUCGGUCAUCUUUGUUAUUCACAAUGUGGCUACGAAGGAGAUUGUCGAACGCUGGGACGAACUGAAGUACGAAGAGGGAAGUCCGUCUUAAGACGGUCAAGUGUCUUAUAAGCCGCUGCCAAAGAUACAAGCCGAGGUUCGGGACGUAAUGAGACAGAUUACUUCCACAAUUGGCUUUCUACCGAUUCUCGAGCAAACUUGUGCGUUCGAUGUGUACAUCGAGCGGGACGGAGGUGAUCUGCCCGAGAAGUGGGAGGAAAUGCCCGAUGUAGUAAUUAGCAACAGCCAAACAGUGAAAAUGUGUGCCUUCUCAACUGGAAUACACGAGCUUGGCAAAGCUGAUGCCGUAGUGCAAGGCGGCGGCAAACAGUACGCACUCAUUCAUUUUUCCCUCCUAUCCACUUCUUUACACUUUUCAUGCUAA